GCAGGACUCGGCUCAGAAUGGGUGGGCCGAGCGCUCAGUCUGUUUUCAGAGGGGAUGCGAAAUGUACACUUCUAAUCGGGACCUUGCAGCGCAAAUGAAUGGAGACGAGAAACAGUUAGGAAAGUUUACGAAAGAUCAGAAAAGGCUGUUUAGAGACAGUAAAAGCAGCAUUAAUACAACCCGCGCUGAGUGCUUGAGAUGGAUUGGCCAGGUAACUCUAGACAGUCCUCAGGAAAAAGAAACGCAUCUAUACGAGACGGAGUUUUGGAGCAGCAGAUGCUGUAGAGGACUUUCCCAGAUCUACUCAAGUUUGGAAUAAUCGGCGAACAGGAACGUUUUCUUUUUCAUGACACCACUCGCAGGACACUGAACAGCGCUGGAAUGUGGAAAUUCAGCUGAACUGGAUUUAUUUGAGAUUUCAAAAAGGAAAAAUCUGAAAAAAGUGAACGAGCAUCUCAACAUUUGCCUGUGGAUACUAUAACAGAACUCCAACAUGGGGAAUAUAGAAAGUGUGGACGGACAUUGUGAGAUGAAGCAUCACUUAAUGCCUUUAAAAGUCCCGAUGCCUGAUCCAGCUGAGCUUGAAGAACGGUUUGCUAUAGUUUUGAACUCAAUGAAUCUGCCCCCGGACAAAGCUAGACUCCUCCGCCAGUACGAUAAUGAAAAGAAGUGGGACCUUAUCUGCGACCAGGAGCGCUUCCAAGUGAAGAACCCUCCACACACAUACAUUCAGAAACUGAGAGGCUUUUUAGACCCAGGAGUUACUCGCAAGAAAUUCCGCAGGCGGGUUCAGGAAUCCACCAAAGUUCUGAGAGAACUGGAGAUAUCACUGAGGACCAAUUACAUCGGGUGGGUGCGGGAGUUCCUAAACGAUGAAAACAGAGGGCUGGACAUAUUGGUGGAGUAUCUCUCCUUUGCUCAGUGUGCUGUCAUGUUGGAUUUUGAAGGGCUGGACAAUGGGGAUGAUGGCUCACUGGACAAGACGAAGUCCUGGAGCAGGUCCAUCGAGGAUCUGCACCAGAACGGCUUCGGUACACUGGUGCGCUCAAUGCGCCACUCCGUUCCGCGCUACAGUUCGGCAACAAACACCAAAACCAUCAAGAACUCCCGGCUAGUUAGUCAGAAGGAUGACGUGCACGUGUGCAUCAUGUGUCUGAGAGCCAUCAUGAACUAUCAGUACGGUUUCAACAUGGUUAUGUCCCACGCACAUGCGGUCAAUGAAAUCGCCCUGAGUCUGAACAAUAAGAACUCACGGACAAAGGCGCUGGUCCUGGAGCUGCUGGCUGCUGUGUGUCUGGUGCGAGGGGGCCAUGAGAUCAUCCUCUCAGCAUUUGAUAACUUCAAAGAGGUGUGCAAGGAAAAGCACCGCUUUGAGAAGCUGAUGGAGUAUUUCCGCUGUGAAGAUGGAAACAUUGAUUUCAUGGUGGCGUGUAUGCAGUUCAUCAACAUUGUUGUCCAUUCUGUGGAGGACAUGAACUUCAGAGUGCAUCUGCAAUAUGAAUUCACUAAACUGGGUCUGGAUGAUUUCCUGGAGAAAUCCAAGCACACAGAAAGCGAUAAGCUGUCGGUGCAGAUUCAGGCCUACCUGGACAAUGUGUUCGACGUAGGAGGAUUGCUGGAGGACGCGGAGACUAAGAAUGUGGCUCUGGAGAAAGUAGAGGAGCUGGAGGACCAACUGUCACACGUGACGGAGAAGCUUCUGGAAGUGGAGAAUGAGACAGUGAUGAAGGUGGCUGAGCUGGAGAAGCAGCUCCUCCAUAAAGACAAGGAACUGGCAGUCAUCAGGGAGACAUACGAGUCAACCAGCUCGCAGGUCCACACACUCCGGCGGAUGAUCCAGGAGAAGGACGCUGCCUUCCAGCGACACACCAACAUCGAAAAGCGGCUGCUGGAGCUGGAGCAGCAGGGCACCAUCCGCCUACGCAAGCAACCUGACGGAGACAUCUCCAUCGAAGCUCUGGGAGGAGGUGGAGGGGGGCCUGCUGUGGCUGCUAUCGGGGAGGUGGGCUCAGGGAGUCCUGGCCUGGCUAGAAGUGGAGGUAUCGGGGGCAUUUCUCCUGCUGCUGUGGAACCUCCAGCUCCACCUCCACCACCUCCACCACCUCCCCCUCCACCGCUACCUUCUGCUGCAGGAGAGUGCCCACCUCCACCACCUCUCGCCCCUCCACUUCCUGGAACGUCACCGUCUGUCAUCCUCAGUGUUGGCUUAUCAGCCAUCCGCAUCAAGAAGCCCAUAAAGACCAAGUUCCGUCUGCCCGUGUUCAACUGGACUGCACUGAAACCCAACCAGAUCAACGGCACCGUCUUCAAUGAGAUUGAUGAUGAGCGAGUGCUGGAGGAGCUGGAUCUGGAGAAGUUUGAGGAAUUAUUCAAGACUAAAGCUCAGGGUCCUGUGGUGGAUCUGUCCUGUACAAAGAGCAAAGUCCCCAAUAAAGCAAUGAACAAAGUCCAGCUGUUGGAUGCCAACCGCUCCAAGAACCUGGCCAUUACCCUCCGCAAGGCCAGCAAGAGCACGGAGGAAAUCUGCAGAGCCAUUCAGACGUUUGAUCUGAAGGCCCUGCCGGUGGACUUCGUGGAGUGUCUGAUGCGUUUCCUGCCCACAGAGGCGGAGAGUAAGCUCCUGCGACAGUAUGAGAGGGAGCGGCGGCCUCUGGAGCAGCUGGCUGAGGAAGACCGUUUCAUGCUCCUCUUUAGCAAGAUCGAGCGACUCACACAGAGGAUGAGCAUCAUUACUUUUGUUGGAAAUUUUAGCGACAACAUCAGCAUGCUGACCCCGCAACUCAAUGCCAUCAUUGCUGCAUCAGCCUCAGUGAAGUCCUCUCCAAAGCUAAAAAGAAUGCUUGAGAUCAUUCUGGCCCUUGGGAACUACAUGAACAGUAGUAAAAGAGGAUCUGUCUACGGCUUCAAGCUUCAGAGUUUAGAUUUGCUGCUGGACACUAAAUCUACUGACCGCAAGAUGACGUUGCUUCACUACAUUGCUCUAAUAGUGAAGGAGAAGUACCCUGAGCUCGCCAACUUCUACAACGAGUUGCACUUUGUGGACAAAGCUGCAGCAGUUUCUCUGGAGAACGUGUUGCUGGAUGUGAAGGAGCUGGGUAAAGGCAUGGAGCUGAUCAGGAGAGAGUGCAGCCUGCAUGAUCACGCCGUCCUGAAGAGCUUCCUGCAGAGCAGUGACCCACAGCUGGACAAGCUGCAGAAAGACGCCAAAACUGCAGAGGAGGCCUUCAACACUGUGGUCAUGUACUUUGGCGAGAGCCCCAAGACCACUCCUCCAUCUGUCUUCUUCCCUGUGUUUGUGCGCUUCAUCAAGGCCUACAAGGAUGCAGUUGAGGAGAAUGAACAGAGGAAGAAGCAGGAGGAAGCUUUGCGAGAGAAACUGCUUGCUCAGGAGGCCAAACAGCAUGACCCUAAGGUGCAGGCUCAGAAGAAAAGGCAGCAACAGCAUGAACUCAUCGCUGAGCUGCGACGCCGACAGGCCAAAGACCACCGGCCCGUUUAUGAGGGCAAGGACGGCACCAUCGAAGACAUUAUCACAGCGCUGAAGAGUGUGCCGUUCACCGCGCGCACGGCCAAGCGGGGCUCGCGCUUCUUCUGUGACACCAACCUGUAUGAUGAGUCCAACUGCUAGCUACCCCCCCCAAAAAACUAGCCCUAAUGCUGAAGAUCUCCGAAGCCAGCCCUUCCUGCGAGCUGACGCGGUGAUCCGAAAUGGGUGGAAACGACCCUAAAGACCCCUCACACACUCACCCUGUCCCAGCCUUCCCGCUUUGCCCUUGAAAGUGGCGCCUCCCUGCAACUCACAGUGACUGCGCGUAUAGGCCGGGACCAAACCGCCAUUUGAAAGGUGUGGGGGGAGGGAAGGGGUGUCCUUAUUUAUUCACGGAAAAGGAAGACCUUUCUGACUGCUGCACUGGAGGCUCUUUCUCUCUCAACAAAACUAUAAAAACACAGACAUGAAACGUUACCACCCUUUCCUCACUCUCACAAACAAAUACACACACAAAGCCCAAAGAGCAUCAGUGUGCGGCCUUGUUGGGGAAAAAAGGAAAAAGGCGACUUCCCGGAGAGUGGUGUGAACCGAGGAGACCGCACACUACCUUCCCAAAUCCGAAGAGCCUGCCAACAACAGUGACACUCCAACAAACAUGGCUUUCCUCACAUUGUGCAAUCUAAAGUAAAACUCUUACUGAUGGAGAGACCGGCCCGAGGGGAUGGCCAGAUAUUUAGGGCCUUUUUCUCCAAGCUUUUUUUGUAUUAUUUGUUUUUUAAUUUUCUGGUUUUGUUGAUGUUUUUUUCUGCAGAUAACUACACAGUGACAUGAUUAUUAACAAAGGUUGAGGAAAGCUCAUCAGACCAAACCUCCUUUUUUCUCUUUUUGUUCUUAAAGAAGUGCCUUUUUAUCCAGACAGUAUUAUUUGCAUAAAUAUUUAGCCAAAAUUUUUCUUACUUUUGUACUGAUUUAUUUCUUUUUUGUACUUACUUUUUUGUAUCAUCUACUUAAUUUUGUAACAUCUACUUAACCUGUAAAUAGCCAAGUAUCCUACAAUUGCAGUGCAUUGUAUUGUAGAUUUAAAGGGGGCAUAUUUUAAAAAGCUGUUGCUAUUAGGGGUCUGUUAUACUGUAGCAGGCGACUGUAUAUGUGCCUUGCAUUAACAGUGCCCCUAUCUUUGUGGUGAAGUACAAAACUGCUAACAUUUUUUUACAUUAAGCGGUUAGUUUUAACUGACUCUGUAUAUUUUAAAUACCGGUAUCUGAGCACCUAGACUUUGCUCAUGAACGCCUUAAUGUGCAUGCACCUCUCGUCCAUUGACGUUGACUCUAGGCUGUGUCAUGUGUCAUUUUUCUUUAACUGAAUGUCAAACAUAUACCAAAAUUAUGACGACUACAGUGAAGUAAAUGCUAUGUUCAAUAGUCCAACAUGAAAAAGAGCCACUGAACUGUGCUGAACGCAGUUCCAUCUCAAUGCCUUAUGCUGAGGAGGUGAAGCAGAAUUUCAGAUUAUGGUUUACUCGCACAUGAAGACAGCCUGUAAUUGGUUUGGUGGGUUAUGAUUAUUCUGUAUUAUUUGGGAACACUGAAAUGUUUUGAGGAUGGUGGUUUCCCUUGCACUAGCCAUAGAGAAGCAAAACAAUUGCGCGAUCGGCCACAAUAGGAUUGUCAUAAAAAGGGACACAUCACUAUAGUAGCACACUACGUAAUGCCUCUGUGUUUUAGAGGAAGGAAAUGUAUAUGCAACACUAGGUCUUAUGCUGUGGAUUUGUUUUAUAAAGUCUCUUAAAUUAUAUCAUUUGUUUUAUGGAAAAGACAAAACUGUGCCAUUGAAGGCUAAUCAAAUACUGCACCACUGUACCAACUUAAGCCAUUCCAAAUUGUGAAAAGAAGCACAAAUAAAGGUAGAAUGUACCU
This is a messenger RNA of Colossoma macropomum (tambaqui), 5406 nucleotides long. It is a transcript of the gene fmnl3, whose product is annotated as formin-like 3. The transcript has 27 exons. Gene Ontology annotation, cellular component: cytosol. Lineage: Eukaryota; Metazoa; Chordata; Actinopteri; Characiformes; Serrasalmidae. Gene Ontology annotation, biological process: cortical actin cytoskeleton organization; regulation of cell shape; cell migration. The record is from RefSeq and is a predicted model, not a curated record. The coding region runs from base 494 to 3628 and encodes 1044 amino acids. Gene Ontology annotation, molecular function: actin filament binding; small GTPase binding.